This is a messenger RNA of Rodentolepis nana, 2064 nucleotides long. The record is from the annotation of a GenBank genome assembly. Lineage: Eukaryota; Metazoa; Platyhelminthes; Cestoda; Cyclophyllidea; Hymenolepididae.
AUGUCCGUUGAAGUUGAGAAAGAGAAUGAUGCUACAAAAAUCGAUCAUUCCACACGCCGUCGAAGUAUCGCCGGUCCUAUGCACAAACUUUUUAAGCGUUUGAGUGGAAUACCCUCGGAUAAUCGAUUAUCGGAAACCACAAUUAAAACUAGGCUUUCAUUCCAAACUUGGCGACGCCGAAAAACCAUAGACCAUAAAACUGAAGAAGACGAAGAGAUAAAGAUGGAGAAUAUUUGUACAAUGGAUAGGGAGACUUUUAUGAAACCACUGAUGAUUUCAAAUACCCCAAUAAUUCAACCUAGAGAGCUAAAACGGGGACCGCUUAAGGCUGCGCCCUUAGCUGAAGCGGAAGAAGUUGUUUUUCAUGAGGCAAAACGACCGAAACUCAUAGCCACAGCUGCUAAAAGAUUUUCAGCUAUUUCAAACAAACCCAAAAGGGUUACCAAUCGGUUUCGAAGACCUAGAGCCACCGAAGUAAAGUCUCCACCGAAGCACUAUUCACGGAGGCGAUUUUCCAAUGCUAUUGAUUCCAGCCGAUCACAGAGUGCUCAAUCGCUAGAUACAAGCAAUCCUCGACCUCUGAACGGAAGGCACAGGAAAAAUUUAUCGGUGUCAGGAGUUGGAAAUGACCUUCCCAUUGUGAAAAGUGGAAUUACUCUGACAGACGUCGACAAACACCAGACGCCGGCAGUAAAGCUCAGCCCAUUUGAUGAAACGACCCGAACUCAUUUUGAAAUUGCAUCAACGUCACUUAAUACUUCCCUAGUCUCAGAUUCAGUAAGAAACACAGAAAGAAUUCGUUUGGCAGGAAAAGCUCUUUUUAACAAAGAUCCCAACUUAGGAAUAGAAUAUCUAAUUCAUCAGAGAAUAUUAAAUAGAGAUCCAAAAGAAAUUGCGGAAUUUUUAGCAGAAAAGGAGUUGAGCAGGCAGGCAAUUGGAGAAUACUUCGGUAAACUCUCUGAUCCUUUUGCAAAUUUGGUGACAGAAGCCUUCAUCAGACGUCUUAAUCUUCAUGGCGUUGAGCUGGAUGUUGCUCUAAGGCGUCUUCUCCAACAGCUCCAUCCCGAUGGUGAAUCCCAGAAGAUUGAAUUCCUUCUCACUGUGCUUAAGAACUGUUAUAUAGAACAGAAUGCCGAGAGCGUCGCGAAAGAAUUUCAUGACCCAGAAACCAUUGGUGUCCUGGCGUAUUCAAUAAUGCUUUUACAUACCACAUUCUACAAUCAGAAUGCGCGGAAACACGGCAAGCCCAUGACCAAGACUGAAUUCAUCAAUAAUAACAAAGGCAUUGAUGGAGGAAAGGACAUUUCCACGUCUUUACUAGAAGGCAUCUAUGAUAGAGUUGCAGAAAGAGAGUUCAAAACCUUACCUGAUCCUACAUACCGCCUUAGAAAAGUGGAUGACCUAUUUUCUGGAGCUCUCAAACCCGAAAAUUUCGUUCAGCGCCAUCGCCGUUUCGUGGCUUGGUUCUCUGGUCUUGAAGUCUUUGAUUUCACAGCAAGAAAGCCGAUUAUUCAACGACCUUCCUCCCAGAUUAGAUGUCUGUUUAUCUUCAAUGAUCUACUGGUCAUUACAAAACCUGUGGGAUCGUAUCGCAACAAUGCGGUCGAUGAAAUGCUCAAUAGUGGUAAUCAUCGAAUUAGAUCCUUUGAUCGGUUAGCCAGUCGAUCUGGAAGUCCCACUCCAACUUCAGCUGAUCCUUGUGUAGAACCUUUAACUGUGCAAACUGUGCAUGUUCGGUCUCAUGAUUCCAGAAAUUAUCAACAGUAUUCAACAGAUAUUCCUCCGAACAGUCCUUUCCUUGUCCGGCAAAUUAUAUCCCUUGAAAAUAUUAAGGUUCUCCAUUUUGAAUGUGAAUCUUACAGGUUUGGAGUCCAGCUAUGUGACGAAAAGAGCGUUCUAACCAGCAUUAGUCUCCCUACGGCUCAUGCGAGGAAAAAAUUCAUUGAUUUCCUGAAUGAAUCCAUCUGGGAGUCAGGCGAGAUCAAGCGCUUCAGCACGUCAGCCCCCAUAACCCCUAAUAUAAUAAGCCCAUCAGCUACCUCAACGAAAUCCGUAUUCUUCUAG